Messenger RNA from Synchiropus splendidus (mandarinfish), 1354 nucleotides. RefSeq names its product adult enhancer factor 1-like. The transcript has 3 exons. NCBI's taxonomy places the organism in Eukaryota, Metazoa, Chordata, Actinopteri, Syngnathiformes, Callionymidae. The coding region runs from base 46 to 1140 and encodes 364 amino acids. Gene Ontology annotation, cellular component: nucleus. The record is from RefSeq and is a predicted model, not a curated record. Gene Ontology annotation, biological process: neurogenesis.
UUCGUCUUUGGAAACGCAGAGUGUGGCGUAUGACCUGGCACAAUUAUGCCACAGCAAAACCAGACCCAUGAAGUCGUCGCGUCUCUUAAACUGGAGCUGGUCGCUGCAAUCCGCGGAGCCUUCGAGGUGGCCGUGGAGCUCGCAGUUCGGGAGGUGACGGAGUUAGUCGGCCAGACAACAGACAAAUACCUGGAGGUGAUGCGUCGAGAGAAGGAAUCUCUCAGCCAAAGAAGGGAGCGAGCUAAAGGUUAUAUGGACAGAGGAAGAAGUGAGAGUCAGCACUACCUCAAGAACAACUGCAAGCCUAUAAAUGACUGCGGCUCCUCUGCUGCUGCCGGGCAGAGCACCGUGGAUCCCAACGGUGUCUCAACCAGACACUUGUAUCUAAGCAUGAAGGACGAGGUCGGUGCCUUGAAAGUGGAUGAGGAGCCUCAUGUGAUCAGUUCCGAUGAAGACACUGCGACUGGAUAUGUCGACGGAGAUGUAGUUGACUGCAACGACAGGACUGAGAUUGCUUCCCAAAAUAUAAGAAACAAAAAGAAGGCCCCUCCACACAUGGUUAAAGUGAAGCAUGAGAAAAUCAAAGAGGAAACCUGUCAAAUUAAAGUGGAGGAUUGUAGCCCGAAGAGGGAAUCUGAAGCAGAGUCAUCGCUGUCUAUAGUUUCAAAGGAGCGGCAGAAUGUUGUACCGCGGCAAACUGGAGAACUGGCUGCCGCGCGUCCUGUUCAAGUAGCGAUCGCCAAUGGCCAAAUGUUGCCCGUGGAGUCUGUCAUCACAAUUUCUGUACUACCAACGGCAGAGGUCCAUAUUCCUCAGAAUACGAUUAGCAAUAUUUAUAAUACAUUGGGUCAAACUAUAAAUCCAGCAAGUUUGACCCCGAGCAAAAGGACCAGCCCAUUCCGCUGCACCAUAUGCAACAGAGAGUUUAACUAUCUGAUGAACCUCAAGACCCAUCUUCGCAUCCACACAGGAGAGCGGCCGUACACUUGCCACAUCUGCUCCAGACGUUUCCGCCACUCAAACGCAUUAAGAAGACAUAUUCGGAUUCACACUGGAGAGAAGCCUUACAACUGUGGGUGGUGUGAGAAGUCCUUCAGACAUAUAGAAGGACUGAAGAUACAUCAGCGGUCCCAUAAGUAGGAAGGUAGUGCAAGCUCUUCAUUUUAUAGAUGUCCUGUACAGUCCAGGUUCUUGAUUUUAGUUAAUACGUUUCAUUAAAAUUAAGAUGACCCAUGCUGUCAUGUCUUUAACAAUUACUCUCUCUUUUCUACUUGUGUAAUAAAGGCCUUGUAAAAAUGUUUGCGGGCUUUAUUUUUCUGAAAAACAUACUUUGUGUUCACAUACACACAAAAAA